Messenger RNA from Insectozyma verbasci, 1503 nucleotides. NCBI's taxonomy places the organism in Eukaryota, Fungi, Ascomycota, Pichiomycetes, Serinales, Debaryomycetaceae. The record is from the annotation of a GenBank genome assembly.
AUGUCAGUUAACAAAGUGUAUGAAGAAGAGAAUUUAUCUUCCAAUAUUGAUAAAGUUUCUGAAGUUGAAAAUGAAGAAUAUGAAUUAAAAAAUGAUGAUAGUGUGAUUAUAACACCAAACGAAUUAAAACAGUUAGAUAAAAUAUAUCGUAAAUUGGAUUUUAGACUUAUGCCUGCUUUAUGGUGUAUGUAUUUUCUUACAUCUUUUGGUUCAAAUUGUUAUGGAUUAACUUUAACUAUGAAUAUGCAACAAAAUCAUUCAUUAACUCAAGUUUUAAAUUUAAAUCCUCAUCAUACUUCAACUGCUUCUGCUUUAUAUUAUGUUGGUUAUAUUAUAUUUGACGUUCCAAUGAAUUUAAUAAUGACUAAAGUAAGUCCACAAUCCUGGUUAAGUAGAAUUGUGAUUACUGUUGGUUUAGUAUAUACUUGUUAUUCAACUUUAAAAAAUGCUGGUGGUGUAAUUGCAAUUAGAUUUAUUAGUGGUAUGGUUGGAGCUGGAACUUGGCCUGGUUUAAGUUAUUAUGUUAGUUUAUGGUAUCCUAAUGAUAGAUCAACAAGAAGAAUAGGAUAUUAUUAUACAGCUGCACAAAUUUCAGCAGCUGUUGCAGGUUUAGUAAGUGCUGGAUUUCAAAAAAUGGAUGGAAUUAGAGGUUAUACUGGUUGGCAAUGGAUGUAUUUAGUUUAUGGAAGUAUUACAAUUUUUGUUGGAAUUAUAUUAUUAUGGUGGUUACCAGAUAGACCAUUCAAAUCUAGUGAAGAUAAUUCAAAAAACAAAAUAAUGACAAUUUAUAAUAAAAUAUUUACAACUCCACAUCCAUUAAAUGAAUCAGAUAGAGAAUUACAUCGUAAAGAUUUAGAACAUAGAUAUAAAUUAAUUAAAUGGACUUGGAAAGAUGUUGUACAAAUAAUUACAGAUUUAAGAAUAUGGCCAAUUAUAAUCAUGUAUUUUGGUGUCGUUGGUACUGGGUUUGGUUUAGCUGUUUUUGGUUCAACUAUUAUAUAUGCAAAUAAUCCAAGUUUAACUUCAAUUCAAGUAAGUUUAUUGUAUGCACCAAUUUGGUUAUUUGAUCUUGGUGGAAUUUUAUUAAUUACACCAUUUGCUGAUAAAUUUAAAAAAUUUAGACCUUUAAUUUUCAGUUUUGCUUGUUUAAUUAUUAUUUGUGGUUUAUUUGUAACUACAUUUGCUCAUGGUUCAUGGAAAAGAUAUGGUGGAUUAUUAAUUGCUGGAUUUGGUUUAGGUCCAACUGUUCCUAUUUGUAUGUCAUGGUCAGCUGAAAUUUUUUUUAAAAAAUAUGGAGAUGUCGGAACAGCUGUAAGUAGUGCUUUAGUUAGUGGAUUAGGUAAUUUGGGUUCAGUAACUUCAACUUAUGCAUUAUAUAAUGGUUGGCCAAGUGAUAAAGCAAGAUUAUAUAGAAAUUCAAAUAUGAUUUUAGUUUUAAUGUUGGGAAUUAGUAUAAUUGCAUCGGGAGUUUGCCAUUUGAUUAAAGAUAAAAUUAGACAAUAA